GACUCCACAAAAUCAAUAUAGAAAAUAAUUCUUCUUCAUGGUAUCAGAGCCUCUUUCCUAAACCCUAAAUUUUUUUUUUCCCUCCUUCUCUCUCGUGCGUUGCUUUCCGCCGCACCACCAACCCUAACGCCGCCAGCAAUAAUUCUUCUGCCUCUAGCGCCGGCGUGUCCUCUCCCUAUCAAGCGCGCAUCCACCAGCGCCCUUCUCUCCCCUGUGCCGCCUCUCCACAGCAGCUGCCCUCCCAGCGUCCAUCUCCAGUCGCCGCCAUGUCCGAGAAAGAAGCAGGCUCCGGCAAACUUCCCUCCUCCGCCUCCACUCCUCAUUUGGCAUUCACAACAAUUUCUAACGUCAAGCUUCAUGUCCCGGUGCUUUUGAGUUUCACGGAACCGAACUACAAAAAGUGGAGUCGCCUAUUUCUCCUCUUGGUAUGUCGCUUCUCUCUCUGCGACUUCCUCACCGGAAAAUCAGCCCCGUCCGGUGCCGACGAUGCUGAUUGGUAUCAACUUGACGCACUCCUCCAAGGAUGGAUCCUCUCUACUAUCAACGAUGAAGUCUCCGAUCUCGUGAUCUCCUCCACCGACUCCGCCGCGGAACUUUGGCGAUCCAUUCACUCCCUUUUCCAUGAUAACAAACCCGCCCGAGCCAUGCAGUUGGAACAUCAAUUUCGGACUACGAGGAAAGGUUCGCUGUCCAUCUCGGCCUAUUGUCAAACUCUCAAGAACAUAGCCGAUUGGUUGGACGACGUAGAUGCCCCCGUCUCGGAACAACAACUUGUGUUACAAGUACUUCGGGGGCUGCCGGAUGACAUGCGGGGCCAAACAUCUUUCCUGCAGUUUCAAACCCCGCCACCGACGUUUCUUCAAACCCGCUCGGCCCUCCUUCUUUUGGAACGCCAAGGAGCAGACCUGGAUGCCGAUCCUCCCACCGGCACGGCCCUUCUCUCGGCCAGCAACCAUGGUGCCAUCCACCACAAUUCCGCUGGCGGAGGUCGCGGGUCCCACAGCAGCAGCAGCAGUCACGGGCUACCUUCUCUCCUCUUCUCCGAUUUCAGGCACAGUUUCGGCAUUCGCCCUUCGCCAGUCACGUAGUUGGCAGCAUGUUAAAUAUAUUGUAUAUUUAAUAUCUUUACAUAUAUUUGGUAGUUUCCUUUGUAUAGGGUUUCCUUGUUUAUAAUCCUACCAUAGUUAGGAGACUUAUGUUUUGUAUAUAUACGGGGCUUGACUCCACAAAAUCAAUAUAGAAAAUAAUU
This is a messenger RNA of Cuscuta campestris, 1249 nucleotides long. The record is from the annotation of a GenBank genome assembly. NCBI's taxonomy places the organism in Eukaryota, Viridiplantae, Streptophyta, Magnoliopsida, Solanales, Convolvulaceae.